GAUUACUAUCAUGAAGUGUGAGCCCCAUUCCGCAGCCGUUUUGGCUCAAGGCAAUUGGCUCUGUCAGGAGAGAGCAGCAGGCCUAUACCCCGAAUUUCGAUGGCGUCCGUCCGUGACGUCGAUAUUGACCCUGGGGAGGCAUCCCUUGCACUCAUUGAUGCCGAGAAGGGGGAGAUAUCCACUGAGGUUGACACGCAGGAAGGUGCCCUAUCCGACAUCGAUCCACAAGAGGAAGAUCACGAGGAGAAGGGCGCCGUCAGCCUCAUCGACAGCGGCAGGGCACGCUUUUUGAUGGGUGUCUUCGCCUUGAUCAUCUCGUCUCUGUCCAACUCGAGCCAGUCGGUGGCAGUGAAGAUGGCCGGACGUGCCGGCUGCCAGGCCUUAGUUACUGCAACAGUGCGGUUCACGAUCCAGACCGUAGUUUCAAGUUGGAGCUUGGGGAGCGUCUUGACUCCAGCGAACGACAUUUGGAGCAUUGGCAGCAGCAGAAGAUUCUGGAUCAUCGUACGAUGCGUGGCGGGCAGCUUGAAUUUCGGCAUCUUCUCUGUUGUCGUGACGUCGAUGGCCGUAGGAGAGGCAACUAUGAUCAAGUAUGCGUCACCAGUCAUCACUUGCGUGCUAGCUCGUUUCAUGCUGGACGAGGCUUGGGGGUGGUCAGAGAGCGCCGCCCUGCUCGCGUGCACGGGCGGGGUAAGUCUCGUCGCUUGCGCGCACGAGGGCGGAGGCGGUACGCAUCACCCGGGGCACCUCGGCCAAACCUCGGCUAUAGUGUUUGGGCUCUUGGGGUCUGGCUGCAACGCAGUGAGGAACAUCUCCCUGAAGCGGCUGGGCAAGGCCACGGAAGCCUCGGACGUGAAUCUUCCAACGACGACUGCGCACCAGGCUGACCUGAUGACAUGGCUGACUGGCGUCAUCGGCUUUCUCAUGUGCGGCGCCGCGGCGCUGGUGAUCGAAGGCCCUCGGGCGUUCACCUCGCUUUGCUCACCAGUCUGCCUGCUCUGGGUGAUGGCAGUUGGUGCUGCUGGGUACUGCACGCAGUGGUCUAUGAAUUGGGGCGCGCAGGGUGGGACCGCAACCCUGAAUAGUUUGAUCAGCUACCUGGAUGUGGUCUUCUCCUUGACGUGGCAGGUUGUCCUCUUCGGGGAGCCGUUGAUGCUCAAAGUCGCCCUCGGUGCCUCAUUGGCGUUCGUGUCAGUGGUGCUGGUGACAGCACAAAAGGUGUGCCAAAAUUGACGGGCGUGUGUUCUUCCGAUGUGCGUGCUUCACAUUUAGUAGUUAGGCUAGGGGGUUUAGGCUCUCUGCGAGGGCGCAGAACGUGUUUCGACUUGACCGCCCAGGAUGCCUGUGGUUCCGGUUCCGUUUUGUCACAGGUUUUAGUCUAGGUCGUUGGUUGGCAGAUCGUUCUGUAUGCUUAAAUACUUUUUUUUGUUGGCCGGUAAUCCGCACCACCUCGCGCUCCUCUGUCUUCCCUUACGCUUCCUCAUGUGUCUUCCUCCCCCUCCCUCUUUUCGCCCUUCACCACUGCUCUGCCUCCCUGUCGAGAGCAACGACGCCGGGCCAGCACUGGUCAGCGCUUCAUUUUAAGGCGGAAGACCGUCGGUGGUUCCUUGCAUCCUCUUCAUGCUUUUCUCUUUGUCAUCUCACCUUCUCCACUUCUCGCCCCCCUCGUCGUCCUCUCUUGGCACCCCCCACGCAUUGUGCCGACAACUCUUUGUGCUGGGGCUUCCGUCCUGUACUAGGCCGAACCUGCGCGUUGCAGGCACCUCCCCCGCCCUCCUUGUCCUCCCUUUUCCCUCCCCCUCCCCCCCCUCCGAAGUAUUUUUUCGUGUAUUACAUUUUUAUCUCGCUUCUGCAGCAGCCCCGCGAAUAUCGCAAGCCUGGAGCGUUGACAGACAGUGUGUACCCACACCAUUCUCGACCGAGCUUAGGUUCGGCUCAAGGCGUCGCGCGAGGGGCGCGUCGCCUGAGUCGCCAGAGGCGCCGGCAAAGUGGUGGAACUUAGCUCAACGGCUUUAAUUUGUGUAACUGUCGCAGCUUCUCGCAGCUUCUGGCCUUAGUGAGCCAGAGGGACCCAGGCUCAGAUACUGGGAGAUCCCCAAGUCUUAGAAAAUGAAGUGCGGGCCCCAUCGGAGGGGGUUCUGGCUUGAGAUUUUCUUUUCGCGCACUCACAGACGAUGCUCCCGCUUCAGACUUCUCUUUGACUUGGGCAUCGGGAGCCCGAACGUGGCUACAAUUAAAUGACGACAGAUACAAGCAUGCCGAUGACCACCUCGGAUUACUAUCAUGAAGUGCAGGCUCCAUAGGGAGGGGGCUCCCACUCGUGACUUCCUCUCCGCGCACUCACAGACGAGGCUCCCGC
Messenger RNA from Prorocentrum cordatum, 2359 nucleotides. NCBI's taxonomy places the organism in Eukaryota, Dinophyceae, Prorocentrales, Prorocentraceae. The record is from the annotation of a GenBank genome assembly.